CUCGGUCUCUCCGUUCUUUCUGUUAGACUUUUAUCACAGCACCAACUCUGAUGUUUGAUGAAUUCUAUCUCAGCGAUCGCUGCAGCCUGCAGCUAAGGAGGCCAAGUUGAGGCGCACAUACAUCACAUCACAUCACUCCACCACCGCAUCCGACUUGUCCCACCUGUGGAUUUUUCCAUCUCAGCUCCUCAGUAAUCAACACACGAGGUUGCUUAGCGAUGACAUCAAUCACAAGCAAUGACAGGUGUUUUCCAACCGCGAGAGAUCCGAAGGCUCUUGACAAUCCGGGGGCCGUGAUCCGGGACGGAGCCGAACACAGUUCUGCCUACGGCCCGUGGCUGUGUUCUGGUGUGUCUCAAAGACCAAGACUCCGUUGAUCAACAAGGGAUCACAGGGAUGAAGAUCCUUCUUGACAACACUGCCAAUAAGACCACAGCGUCUAGGUCACGCCUCAUAUGAUUGAAUGCAGUUGUGGAUGCACACUCGCCAACUUUCAAAUCUGCCUUACAAGCGAACCAAUUCCUUUCAGGCUGCAGAUGGCGGAACGGGUCAAAACGAAGCAAUCGCGACCUCGUAGAAGUGGGUUCUUAAGGAUAUAAUGACCCGCCUGUCAGCCACCAUACCCUUUUUCUUUCCAUGCUGACUCCGUCAACAGGGUUAACCUCGCCGCUCUUGUCAGUCUUUUCCUGUCCCACAACGAAUUCAUAAUAACACGAAACACCAAACUUAUAUGUCCACAACCCAUACUGGAACCAUGGCUGCCGCUAAGUCGUCUAUGUUGGGCGACGAAGACGUAAAGCCCCCAACCUACGACGACACGGUCACCGACGCCAGGGCGCAACUCAACUGCGGAGAGACACCAAAGCUAUUUUUGGAUAAGACGACGAUAUUCGCCAACACAUCACCACCCCGCGCGCUGUAUGAGCUGAGCAACGUCAUCACCGAGGCCAAGUCGCCCAUUUACGGGAUCCAAAAGGUCGUUUACAGGGUCAGCCAGGCGACGGGCAGCGAUAGCGUCAGGACGAAGCUAGACCACAUCUACGACUUCACCCAAGACCCCCUCAAAGGCCUCGAGAGCUUCAAAAUGCAGAUGAAUGACGUCAUCGUCAUUCAGGGCCAGAAGAGCUCGAAGAGGACGUACAAGGAGGUGCACCUGAUGCCCGGCGUGGGCGGGUGGAAAGUCAAGGACCACUUCAAGGUCGGCGACAGCCCGGCGCACCAGCUGAAGCACGAAAACGAGGUUCACUGGAAGAACAUGAGCGGCGAGGUCGUCGCGGUCGAGACGCUGCCCAAGCGCGACAAGGCGAAAAACCUGCUGAACAUGCCGCAGUUGGAUGUCAAGGUCCCGAUGGAGGACAAAGAGCUGGAUCUGUUGGUCACGUGCUGGAUGGCUAGACUCUGGCGACAGUCUGCCGAUGAGACCAAGCAGCCGAUGACCUGGCAAGACUUCAAACAAAUUUCCAAGAUUGCGCUCAGCAACAACCGGUCAGGUGUUUGGAUGCUGGCUGGAUGAGAGUUCACAAAAGAACACCAUAUUCAGGUCAGAUAUGGUUAAGUGAGAAGAACGAGGCCAAUAUACCCAAUUUUGUUUGUUUUUCUAGACGCUAGCGGCUGGAGCAACCUCUCCGUGCUGGCCAGGUAUACCUGCCAUGGUCUGUCGAUUUUUGAGAAUAGAGCCUUGCCUCUGCAAUUGCAAACGGAAAGAUUUGUGAGAAAAAUCAUGGUGGAACUCAAUGUUCCCCCCCAAAGUUGUAGUCGCUUUCAACCUGCCGUAAUGGCAAGUCAUUGAUAGCCGCCGUUGUCGGCUUAGGCUGGGACUCCUCUUGGCUGGUGAGCUGGACUUAAAUCUUGAAUUCUGGCAACAGGAUCCCGGUUCAACCAGAACACCAACAUGUAUAAAAGAUCAGAUCCUUUGCUUGGACAUCUUUCUCAUAUGAGCUUCCAACCUCCACCCGAGUGCUCGAUCACGAAUCUCUAUUUGCGACAUGGUUGACAUCGAGUGCAGCUGCAUGCAGAAUGUGGCCCAGUUCUUAUUCUAGGGACCCGAACAUUCAGAACCCCACUUUUGGCGGCAACGACCGGCCG
This is a messenger RNA of Colletotrichum destructivum, 2085 nucleotides long. RefSeq lists its product as uncharacterized. The coding region runs from base 731 to 1513 and encodes 260 amino acids. The record is from RefSeq and is a predicted model, not a curated record. The transcript has 3 exons. NCBI's taxonomy places the organism in Eukaryota, Fungi, Ascomycota, Sordariomycetes, Glomerellales, Glomerellaceae.